Messenger RNA from Callorhinchus milii (elephant shark), 950 nucleotides. It is a transcript of the gene zcchc17, whose product is annotated as zinc finger, CCHC domain containing 17. Gene Ontology annotation, molecular function: zinc ion binding; RNA binding. The coding region runs from base 175 to 891 and encodes 238 amino acids. The transcript has 8 exons. The record is from RefSeq and is a predicted model, not a curated record. Lineage: Eukaryota; Metazoa; Chordata; Chondrichthyes; Chimaeriformes; Callorhinchidae. Gene Ontology annotation, biological process: RNA stabilization.
GCGCUCAGUAAGGCUCCGCGUGAUUGGUUCGCUCGGCUCAGGGCGGGAGAGGAGGAUUCAAAAUGGCGUCGGCCGCAAGAUGCAUUUCUGACGAAAUAUGAAGACACUCGGAACAUGAACUCAACGUGAAGGAUUCUACAAGUGCCUUCUUUCCUUUGAGCAGGUUCCUUAAAGAUGGAGGAGUUGCCAGAAAUCUUUGAAAUCUUCGAAGGCGAGGUUGCAUCAGUGAAAGAAUAUGGAGCAUUUAUUAAAAUUCCUGGUUGCAGGCAGCAAGGUCUUGUUCACAAGUCGCAAAUGUCAGCAAGUCGGGUGGAUAAUCCAUCAGAAAUAGUUGAUGUUGGAGAGAGAGUGUGGGUCAAAUUAAUUGGAAAAGAGAUUAAGGAUGGCAAAGUCAAGCUUUCACUUUCAAUGAAGAUUGUCAAUCAGGGAACUGGGAAGGACCUCGAUCCCAAUAAUGUGUCUCUUGACCAGGAAGAGAGAAGGAAACGCAAAUUCAAAGACUACACAAGCCAGAGGAUAACACUUGAAGCUGUGCUAAAUACAUUCUGCAAAAAAUGUGGGUGUAAAGGACAUUUUGCAAAAGAUUGCUUCUCACAGCCAGGAGGCACUAAAUACAGCCUCGUGCCAGAAGAAGAAGUGGAACCGGCUGGCCCAUCCACCCAGUCUGAUCUUCAGCCACCAAAGAAAAAAAAGAAGGUAGAAAAAGAAAAAAAGAAAAGGAAGAGUAAAGAAAAGAGAUCAUCCUCAGAAUCUGAUUCUUCUAAGACGUCAGACUCAGACCGUGAGCAGAACCGUUCAAAAAACAAGAAACGCAAGCAUUCGGAUAAGAUGCAGAAAAAGAAAAAGCAGAAAAAACAUAAGCAUAAGGAAUCUAGAAAGGGAGAUAAAUGACAAUUUUAUCCAGAAAUGUAUAAGAUUAAUUUUAUUUAAGUUGUCAGGUCUUAAAUCAC